AUGGCUCUACGUGUGUCGACGUUAGUGCUGUUGCUGUUGAUGGUCAGCGCGGUGAAUUGGGCUCUCUGCUGGACCUACUCGUGCCCACCGGUUUGCCGGUGCACACUGGACAGAGUGAGCUGCACGAGGCACACGCAAACCCAGACUACAUCCAGGGUCAGCAACCUAAGACUUAUGCAUCUGCCUUUCAAAGAGGUGCUGAGCAGAACGUUCAAAGGUCUGGUCAACGUGUCAAGAAUUGAAAUUUCCCAGAGUGACUCAAUCAGGAAAAUACAAAGUGAGGCAUUUCUUUCCAUCCACAGCCUGGUAGAAAUCUCAAUACAGAAUAUCAACCAACUGAUGGUCGUGGAAAAUGGCGCCUUCACAGACUUGCCCAAAUUAAGAUACCUGAGUAUCUGUAACACAGGACUGAGGCAUUUCCCAGACCUUUCUACCAUCUCUUCAAUGGAGUUAUAUUUCUUCCUGGAAAUUGGAGACAACAUGCAAGUAAAGAGCAUACCAGCCAAUGCGUUUCAAGGCAUAUCCAAGGAGCACAUGUACAUGAAUCUUGUCAGGAAUGGAUUUACAGAGAUCAAAUCUCAUGCUUUUAAUGGGUCCAAACUGGAUAAGCUAAUUCUGAAAGACAACAGGCAUCUUAGUGAAAUCCAUGAUGAUGCUUUUGAAGGGGCUACAGGACCAAAUAUGCUAGAUGUGUCAUCCACUGCUCUCCGUGCACUGCCUAAACGGGGUCUGAGAGAGGUGACGGUUCUGAUAGCUCAGUCAGCACCUGCUCUUAAGACCCUACCCCCACUUGAGAACCUUCUAAACCUACAAGAAGCUGACCUGACCUACCCCAGCCACUGUUGUGCCUUCCACACCUGGAGAACCAACAACAGGGAGAACGCUGUAUUCGGUCGCUUCAGGAACCUAACUAAGCUAUGUGAUAUGGACAGCCAACCAAAUAUCAUGGACCCAUCAGCUGAAGACCUGUCUGACCUUUACAACAUCAAUUUUCACUACCCUGAUUUGGACUUGUGUGUCAGCAGCAGUUCAUUCAGAUGUACCCCAGAACCUGAUGCCUUCAACCCCUGUGAGGACUUGCUGGGUUCUGGCUUCCUGCGCUCUGUUACUUGGAUCAUCACCAUCUUCGCUGUCCUAGGGAACCUGGCUGUGCUGAUCGUCCUGCUUGUGAGCCACCAGAAGCUGAUCGUCUCUAGGUUCCUCAUGUGCAACCUGGCCUUUGCUGACCUGUGCAUGGGCCUCUACCUGCUAUUGAUUGCCUUGGUGGACUACCGCUCCCGUCGAGAGUAUUAUAACCAUGCCACAGACUGGCAGACAGGGUUUGGAUGUGGAGUAGCUGGCUUUUUAACUGUCUUUGCAAGCGAGCUGUCAGUCUAUACUCUGACCAUGAUUACCCUGGAGCGCUGGCACACCAUUACCUAUGCUAUGCAGAAGAAUAGGAGACUAAGACUGCGCCAUAUGGUGACCGUGAUGGCAGUUGGCUGGGCCUUUUCUCUUCUUGUAGCUCUGCUUCCUGUGCUCGGUGUGAGCAGCUACACUAAAGUAAGCAUUUGCCUGCCAAUGGACAUUGAAACCCCAGUUUCACAGGGUUACGUGGUAGCUGUGCUGGUCUUAAAUGUGGCAGCUUUUUUAAUAGUAUGCUCCUGCUACCUUGGUAUUUAUUUAAGCGUGCGCAACCCAAACGUAGCAACGCGCCACGGAGACACAAGGAUAGCCAAGCGAAUGGCAGUGCUCAUCUUCACUGACUUCUUAUGUAUGGCACCCAUCUCGUUUUUUGCCAUUUCAGCUGCCUUGCGCAUGCCAUUGAUCACAGUCUCCCAAUCCAAAUUCCUCCUUAUACUUUUCUACCCUAUCAAUUCACUGUGCAACCCAUUCCUUUACACCAUAUUCACAAGAGCCUUCCGCAAGGACAUGUAUCUGCUUUUAAGCCGCUGUGGCUGCUGCCAGACACAAGCCGAAUUUUACAGAGUGCAAGGUCUCUCGGUAGUUACCUUGGCUUCCAAGAACAAGAGCUCCAAGAAGGCUCAUUCAAACCAGUUUCACGCAUACCACAUCAAGCUGCGGGGCUGCUUCUUCAACAAAGAUGCAACGUGA
This is a messenger RNA of Colossoma macropomum (tambaqui), 2094 nucleotides long. Its product is annotated as lutropin-choriogonadotropic hormone receptor-like. Gene Ontology annotation, molecular function: follicle-stimulating hormone receptor activity; thyroid-stimulating hormone receptor activity. Gene Ontology annotation, cellular component: membrane. The coding region runs from base 1 to 2094 and encodes 697 amino acids. The record is from RefSeq and is a predicted model, not a curated record. The transcript has 11 exons. Gene Ontology annotation, biological process: follicle-stimulating hormone signaling pathway; male gonad development. NCBI's taxonomy places the organism in Eukaryota, Metazoa, Chordata, Actinopteri, Characiformes, Serrasalmidae.